Messenger RNA from Phalaenopsis equestris, 633 nucleotides. RefSeq lists its product as uncharacterized. The record is from RefSeq and is a predicted model, not a curated record. The transcript has a single exon. Bases 1 to 633 code for a protein of 210 amino acids. NCBI's taxonomy places the organism in Eukaryota, Viridiplantae, Streptophyta, Magnoliopsida, Asparagales, Orchidaceae.
AUGAAACUUUUAAAGUGGACUCCUGAUUUUGACCCCAACAAAGAACUUCCCAUUGUCCCCAUUUGGUUUAAGCUACCUGGCCUUAAAUUACACUUUUUCAACCUCAAAGUCCUCUUCAACAUUGGCAAAGCUUUGGGAAGAACUUUGAAUUUGGAUGCCCCCACUUUUAACUUAUCCAGACCUUCUGUAGCCAGAAUUCUGGUUGAAAGAAACAUCACUUUACCAGCUGUGGAGGAAAUUUGGUUAGGCACUGAGCAUAGUGGAUAUUGGCAAAAAAUCAUAGCUGAGCAACGACCUUAUUAUUGCCAUCAUUGCAAAAUAUUUGGCCACACUGAUGAGAAAUGCUUUAGACUUCAUCCCAAUCUCAGAAGGAAGCUUCCCAUACCUCAUUCUGAAGACUUAGAGUCACAUGGCAUUGAGUUGCCAACUGUUGCUGGAUUUGCUGUCAAUGCUCCUGACACUGUUCUAGAGUUGGCAGAAUUAUCCCUAGACAUAAAAAAAGAGAAUGUGGAACCAAAUAAUCCCCCCCAAAAUGGUCUUGAACCUUUGACUGAGCAACUUCCUCUCCUGCCACAAUCUACUCAAGUUGAACAGACCCAUUGUACUGAACUUCCUACACUCCCUGUUGAUUGA